Lepus europaeus (European hare) is the source of this 423-nucleotide messenger RNA. RefSeq names its product calcitonin gene-related peptide 2-like. Gene Ontology annotation, cellular component: extracellular region. NCBI's taxonomy places the organism in Eukaryota, Metazoa, Chordata, Mammalia, Lagomorpha, Leporidae. The transcript has 3 exons. The record is from RefSeq and is a predicted model, not a curated record. Gene Ontology annotation, molecular function: hormone activity; calcitonin receptor binding. Bases 1 to 423 code for a protein of 140 amino acids.
AUGGGCUUCCUCAAGUUCUCCCCUUUCCUGGCUCUUAGCAUCUUGGUCCUGUACCAGGCAGACAGCCUCCACGCAGUGCCAUUCAGAUCUGUCUUGGAGGGCAGCCCAGACCUGGCCACACUCAGUGAGGAGGAAGCGCGCCUCCUGCUGGCUGCACUGGUGCAGGACUACGUGCAGAUGAAGGCCAGUGAGCUAGAGCAGCAGCAGGAGACAGAAGGCUCCAGCCUGGCCAGCUCCAGAUCUAAGCGAUGUGGUAAUCUGAGUACCUGCAUGCUGGGCACAUACACCCAGGAUCUCAACAAGUUUCACACGUUCCCCCAAACUGCGAUUGGGGUUGGAGCACCUGGCAAGAAAAGAGAUAUGGCCAACAACUUGGAUGUGGACCACCGCCCUCAAUUUGGCAUGCCUCAAAACACCAACUAA